UAGACGCUCGUGAAGUUAAAAACUUUUAGUGCGGGGCGUUUGUCCGCAUUGUUGCAAAGCAACAACUUUGCAAACAGUCGUUUCCUCAAUCAAAGCCACCGCGCUGACCACAUAGCUGAGAGAGAAGAAGGACUUUCAUAUUUUUGACAUCAACCGGAGCGGCUUCCACCAAGUUUUUCAGGGCAUUUUUGUGAAGACUUUUCAUGCUGGAGCUUGAAAGUGGCUUCCUGCAGACCCAUUUACGGUGAGGAAAAUCUCAGAGAAAAAACGAAAAAAUUGCAACUCACCCACUUACAUCCUACCGGAGGCUGCAGGGAAACCCAAAAUGGCUCAAAGAUUCCGCAUUCUUCUGAUACUUCUGGCAUUAUGUUGCAUAACGUCUGCAGGGCCUUUGUCUCGCAGUCCGUGCGAGCUGCUGCCGGUCGGGACAGGACACCCUGUGCAAGCCGUCCUGAAGAGCUUCACUGUCAUGUCAGGCUGUGCAAGCAGGGGCACUGUGAGCCUGCCUCAGGAGGUGCACGUCAUUAACCUGAGAGGACAUGCUGCGGAGGGCCCAAACAGCGCUCCAGCAAAAGUUGAGCUGCAUCUCAAGCCCAUCCAGUCCAUGCGCCAGCACCAGAAGCCUUUGGUCUUUGUGCUAAACUCCCCCCAGCCGGUGAUAUGGAAUGUCAAGGCAGAGAACCUGGCGCUGCACGUCCGACAUAUCUUUCAUGUAUCACAGGGCUCAGAGGUCCACUUUAAGCAGGCAAACUUCUCGCUCAACACUGAGAUCCUGGAGAAGACUCUUCCCCAAGGCAACGAGCAGCUCCUCAACUGGGCCCAGAAAAAGUACAGGGCAGUCACCUCUUUCUCUGAGCUCAGGAUGACUCAAGCCAUCAACAUCAAAGUUGGAGAAGAUCCAGUGUUUUCUGACACUUGCACAAUUGACACCAAGUUCCUGUCUCUGAACUACCUGGGCAGCUACGAGGAGCCACAGACGUCCAAGGGUUGCAUCCUGUCUGUGCCUGACAAGGACAAAGAAGUCCACAUCAUUGAGCUGCAAGCCCCGAACUCCAGCAGCGCUUUCCAGGUGGAUGUCAUUGUGGAUAUAAGGCCUCUGAAGGAUGAUGGCUUGGUGUUGCGAGAUAUCGUCUUGGUGCUCAAAUGUGCGAAGUCCGUGCACUGGGUUGUCAAAGCCCACAAUGUAAAGGGGAUUCUAAAUGUUGUGGCUUCUGAUACAGUGAGUGUUAGCUCACAGAUGAAAGAGGAAACAUCCCCGAGACAGCUUUUGCCGUCAGGAUCACAAGCCUUAAUCAAGUGGGCACUAGAUAAGGGCUACAGUCCAGUCACAUCUUACACCAGCACCCCUAUGGCCAACCAUUUCAACAUCCGAGUGCGAGAGCAAGAUGUGGUGGAUCUUGUGGACAGCAGAUUGCCCCCUGAGCUGUCCAUCCUGCGUCAUUCCAGCCCUCUGCCAGAAAAAGGACCUGCGCAACGACGCUCCAGUCUGCCCUUUUCAUUUCCUGCACACUUGCCUAUCAAUAUGCCCAACCUCAACUGGGAAGAUACAGAGUCAGUGGAGGAAAGAAGCCUUUUGGAUGUUGGACAUAGCGUACAAUGUGUGGACAACAGGAUGGUCAUCAGCAUUGACAAAAAGAGCUUAGAAGUGAAUGGAUUUGCUAAUGCCACUCUCACACUGAAAGACCCAAAAUGCAAAGCAAAAGUCAACGCAACCCACUAUACGUUGGAAACAUCUCUGACAGGAUGUAACACCACUGUGUUUCCAAUGUAUGAUAGCCCAAUGGCCAUUCAUUUCAACUCAGUGAAAGUGAAUCCGUCUGAGACACAGGAUUAUAAAGAUCUAGACUCUGCAGAUGAGGUGUUGCUCAAACACAGAGAGGAUGUGGGGAGGUCACAUAUGGAAACUUUGAUAGAGUUCAACUGCACAUACAGAAAAAGCAAGGAUGUCUCAAAAUCUAUGCCUGGUUUUGAGAGAAAUCCGGUUCCUCCCAGACCGCCGGUCAACGACAUAAGUCUUGAGAUGGAGCUGUACGACACUCAGUAUUUCAACAGUCCUUCACGCCAGGCUUUCUUCACAGUUUUUGACCAGAAACAAGUGUUUGUGCAGAUCACAUCAACCGCAUCGGACCCGGACGUUGGGCUCACCAUCACCUCAUGCUUCAUUUCUCCCAGCUCCAACCCUGCACUGCACUCUGACUAUAUGCUUAUUGAGACAGUUUGCCCCAAGGAUAACUCAUUUAAAUGGACCCAGAAUCUUCAGAUGGACAUCCAUUUUUUUCCUCAAAAGAUGGAGAAAACAUUUAGCUUCACAUUCAACUCAAAAUUUAACAUAUCAUUUAUUUUCCUGCACUGUGAAAUGUCUCUGUGCUCAAAGGGGUCUCGAAGGAACCUGGAGCUACCACAGUGCCUGGACCCCAGCAACCACUGUGCUUCUGUGACUGUGGACAAAAUCCUUCCGUUGAUGAUGAACAAAAAGGUGUUGACGAAACAAAUGCUUGUGACUGAUGAAAAUGGAGGACCUAAAGAUCAUCCUAACCGUAAUUCAGAACCAGGUCCUAGUAAUGAAGCUGAGCUGUUUCUGCUGGACACCACCACAGUGGUGGGGAUUGCCUUCGCUGCCUUUGUUAUUGGGGCUCUGCUGACUGGGGCCCUGUGGUUUAUCUACGCACACACAGGUGGAACAGCUGGCACCCAGGCCGUCCAGAAGCCGCAGCCUGCCUCGCAGAACAGCAGUGCAGCUCACAGCAUAGGCAGCACGCAAAGCACGCCAUGCUCUAGCAGCAGCACAGCAUAGCUCAGGACGCCGCCCAACAAGACGCACACGGAUCGGCUGCAGCACCUUCCCAGUAACUGGUUCCUGGUCCUCCUGGAGCAUGAUCCAGAAAACAAGAACAGCAUGAGUACAUCAACAAAUGUGCUGUGAUGAUUCUGAGACACAUCUCAGCACAAGAGAGAUCUUAUCAGACUUUUUUUUUUAAAUCCAAAUGCUGCUUUUCUGAUCACAGUACAGCCUUUUUGUUGUGUCCUUAAAUGGUUUGAUUUCAGUCAGUUUGCUCCAACAAUGAGCAAACACAGUGGGGCUGCAGAGGUUAGGAAGUGAUAUGUUGAUGGCCGGACCACACAUUACUUUAACACAUGCAAGCUUGAAAGUAGCAAAGGAGCAACGCAACCACUAUUAGAAUAAGGAAAAAAGUACAUUAUGAACUUAUCUGUCGCAUAUCCUGAAGAAGAGAGACCAUGGUGGUGCUGAAUGUGUGAGAGAAGAACAAACACCAACAAAUGUGAAACAACAGUGUAAAAUGACUCCACAAUACUUUGCCUAUAUUAUGGGUCACAGUGGACUCAGUAGAUAACACAGUACAUAGGAGUUGCUCUAGGUCCAAGUUUGAAAUGUCCACGAGUUAAUCCAACAUUUCAGCCACAUGUAAAAGAAUCUGCUGAGAUUAAAGGAAAAGACUGAUCCUUGUUUUGUGUCUGUGUGGUAAACAGUUUGACUAGCUUGGCUUUGUGUCGUAGCUGGAAACUGCUGGUCCAAAAUGCGUGUAGGUCAGAAGGAAUCCUAAACAUCCAAGCUGUCAUUUUAAUUCAAUUCAGUUUAUUUCCAAAGCACCAAUUCACAACAAACAUCGUCUUCUGGCACUUUAUAAAAGAACAAAAACAAAAAUGCAAUUAAUGCACAGCAAUACAUAGUCGGCUCGAUCCAAUCAUUCAGACAGAUUCAAAGUCAGUCGCAUACAUUCCAAUAUGACCCUAGGUGUUAAACAAUACAGUCAAGUUCAGUUUAUUAUUCCAUUUGUUGUGUGGUUGACUUUUGAGCAUUUUUCAAACACUGAGCCGUUACGUUGCUAAGCCAAGCUGCCCUCUUGCUUGCAUCACCAUCCUUCAGACACAAAAGUGGUCUCAGUCUUCCUCUCAGCUGUCUCUUUUAUUCCCUAAUGUGUUGUAAUACAGUGCUGGUCAGAAGUUUACAUACACUUAUUGUUAGAAUGAAUGUCCUAAUAAUUUGGGGCUUUAAAUGAUGUAUUUCAACUAUUCUUUUUUGACUUAAAAAAAAAACUGUAGUUGUGAGAAUUACUCAUACAGUACAGUCUCAAAUAUGCACCGCUGCUAAUACUCGGAUAAAUGUUUCUUAGUGAUUUGCAGAGAAACAGACUUUUGUAUCAUAACCUGCUGGCAUAAUUCUGGCUGUAUAUUUGACAAUGUUUGCUGUACAAUCAGUCCAUUCUGGAAAAAGAGCAGUUCAAUUUAAUUAUUAGAAGCCCCAAGUUAAGCUGACAUUAAUGCAAAUUAUGACUGUAUGUAAACUUUGCUCAAAACUGUCGAGUUGUAGAUUUAUGUGAAUAUUGUAAAUAGGCGAAUGUGUUUCAUUGUAGCAUUUGUGCAUAAUUCUCCUCUGCUUUAUCUGUGCCUGUUCCUUUUUUUCGUUUUCUUUUUACCUGAGUAAUCUGAUCCAUGGUGUUCGACUGACAACAUUAGCUCAGCCAUAUUUGAAGAAUAUACCAACAAUCACAGUUUAGAAUGUGUUAGCUGUGGUUUGGCUUUCUGUCCUUUAAGCAUGCUGCAUAUUGUCACAAGAUUGGACAGGAUCCCAUGAUAAAAUGGAGAAGAACUUUCUAUAAACUCUCUGUCCCAUUUAUCGGACAAAACAUGAGGUAUUUUUUUGUCAGAAGACACCAGGCGUUCAGUGUUUGGAUCUCCUUUGCCCACUUGUUUUUGUGUAAAUCUUGGCACUGAGUGUGUUGUAUGAGCUGUAGCCAAAGCUCAUUGUUGUUCCACAUAUAUUUUCUACAACACCACAAGCUCCCCACCGCCUUACAAGAAUAUGAAUGUUUGCUGAGUGUGUCUCUGUGUGUGUAUCAGACUGAGUGUGUGCAGGGGGACAAACAGGGGUCUUGAGUGGGAUAGGAGAAGAGAACAGUUAACGCGGAAAUUAACAAGAAAAGGACACAAUGCUUUUUAUCUCAAAGUAGAUUUUAUUUUUCUUCUCUUUUCUCGUGUAAACUUGUGUACAGCGUUCUAAAGAUGCUAUAAAUAAAUAUAUUUGUGUAUAAGAUUAUAUUUUGGAAUGUAUUUACGAUGUAUUUGUCAUCUGUGUGUGGAAGUACUGUGAAGUGAAAUAUAUAACAUGGUUUGGGAAAUUUUUUGUAGAAUAUACAUAAAAGUGUCAUGACUUGUUUAUGAAAAUGCAAUUCAGUAAAUGAUUAUAAUAUAAAGUUGUCAGUAAGAGCUGUCUUUUAUAAACGAUAUAUACGUAUUUUACGUUUGUCUUUCUCUGUGAAACUUUAUCAUUAGACCUCAGUAAUAUGUGCAUGUAUUGCUAAUGUACACCCCACACAGACUGGUCACACUCAUACUUCAAAAUGUACUAAGAUAUACGUUUUUCGAAAGACAUUUCAUAUCAGAGAAGAUUAGCUGAAACGUUUAGACAGCCUAUAAUAUCCCAACCUGUUUGGGUUCCCCUCUCUGAACAGAAUCUCCCUCUAAAGAAGGACAUAGUAAAACAUGAACCCAACUCUGUGUGUUGCGUCCAUAUUAAAACUGAGGCUUUCUGAUUGCUGUGUCAUGUACAGUUUGGAUGAACUGAUGCUGCACCAUAUUAAACCACAGCCUCCAACACAACUAGUAGCACUCUUGGGAAAGAUGAGCAAAAAGCCUUAAAUGUAUCUUUUAUUGGUGUAGCAUUAUCUCACUGGAAAGGUAGCUGCAGUUCUCCAACAAAACGGUUUCUAUUGUCCCCCUUCAGUUCCUAAGUCAAUGCUCAGACUGUACACAUAGGCAAGCUUAGGCCAGUGGCUAUUUACUGACAUAAAGAACAUCCCCACACAUCUGCAUGCAUAAAUAACAUGUUCACUUGUCUUUUUUGGGGGUAAUCAUAUUUAUUGCCCACAGAAACAGGAAGUGACGGAUUAGCAAAACUUUCUGGAAAAACUCUGAUCAGUUAAAAAAAGUAAAGUAUAAAUGACCAUAAGUAUAAGUUACAUUUAUUUCAUAACAUUUGUUAAGUGUAGCAAUACGUGGUUUUAUAAAAACAAUCAUUCUUCAAUGUGGGAUUUUUAUAAAUGUUCUCAAAUUAAAAGUUAGGGAUUUUUUUUCAAAUAUUUUCAAAUGUGAAAUUAUGCUUGCUUCAAUAAAAGGUGCAUUUAUUUUAAUGCUUUUUAUACAUCUUUACCAACAUGCAUGGAGGACACCAUGAAUCCAUGGAUCUAUUGAUUGUAUUUUUUAAGUGAUCUGACUACCUCAUGUGUUUCUUUGAAUGUAAGGUUUGUAUGCCUGUAAGUAUGUUAGUGCUAUAGGUUAAACAGCAGUUUGUGAUUUAAGGCUCAAUGAAAAUUUUAUCACACUUGGUCAUUUUAAAUAAAUCUGAAAGCAAACAUUAAUGCUAUGAUAACCUUUUUUGUGAGCCUCUGUAAAUGUAUUAACCUCUAAGUUAGCCAUUUAUUUUCUUCAUUUUGUCCAUAAAACCUUUUAUAUGUUGUAAAUAUGCAUGACCCUUGUAUGCCCAUUAUGACCAAUAAAUAUUUCACAGUGA
Girardinichthys multiradiatus is the source of this 6529-nucleotide messenger RNA. It is a transcript of the gene tgfbr3, whose product is annotated as transforming growth factor, beta receptor III. Bases 326 to 2794 code for a protein of 822 amino acids. Lineage: Eukaryota; Metazoa; Chordata; Actinopteri; Cyprinodontiformes; Goodeidae. The record is from RefSeq and is a predicted model, not a curated record. The transcript is spliced from 17 exons.